AUGACACAGACCUCGUCAACGGCAGCUCCGACGCUGACUCCUCGGUUCUGCUUUGAUGAAAGAUUGUUCAGAGAUUUCCUCCGGUUAUCAAGAUCUACCAUCGAUGAUUCAAUUACACAAAAUCUUAAUGCAUUGAUGACACCUGCCCGGGAAGGGUUCGACCCGUCGUCAACCGCAGUGCGGCAGACAGAGUCAGGGUCACGGAAAACCAUCAACCCUGCCGCAUGCCAAAGCUUCAAGGAUAAUGUUCUGUUUCCUUCAUGGCAGACCAGAUCAGAUGUUCUUACAUACUGCGCCGGUGUGGCAACGAGUCCCGAUCCCGAAGAUCCCGACUUGAUCCUCCGCCAGACGGAAUCUGCACGAGACCGAGAAAGAGAAGUCAAUGAACGUCUGGAUCCAUACUCUGCCCGGUUUUUCCCUCGGGAGGCACGCACCGAGUCACUUGCGAACCUCAUCCGCAAUGAACGUACCAUCGAAGAAAUCAUCCGGGCCCGGACUUGGGGUAUGGUUUCGGAGAAGUGUACUGGGUCUUCUACUUGGGAAGAGGCGCUCAAUGAUUGGCGUCAAUCUCACCAGAAAUAG
This is a messenger RNA of Penicillium salamii, 582 nucleotides long. Lineage: Eukaryota; Fungi; Ascomycota; Eurotiomycetes; Eurotiales; Aspergillaceae. The record is from the annotation of a GenBank genome assembly.